Molecule: messenger RNA, 1346 nt
Organism: Agelaius phoeniceus (red-winged blackbird)
Lineage: Eukaryota; Metazoa; Chordata; Aves; Passeriformes; Icteridae
Product: class I histocompatibility antigen, F10 alpha chain-like
Biological process (GO): immune response
Cellular component (GO): external side of plasma membrane
Source: RefSeq, a predicted model, not a curated record
GCCAGGGCUGUGGGCGGGGCCGCAGCGGAGCAGCGCCAUGGCUGCAGCGCUGGCUCUGGGGCUGCUCUUGGGGCUCCUGGGGAACCCGGGGGCCGCGACCAAAGUUCUCCACUCCCUGCGUUACCUGUUCGUGGCGGUGUCAGAGCCCAGCCCGGGGAUCCCCCAGUUCAUGUUCAUUGGGUACCUGGAUGGGAUCCCCUUCGUGCGCUACGACAGCGAGCGGGGCCGGGCAGAGCCGCUGACACAGUGGAUGAAGGAUGGAGCCGAGCAGGAAUAUUGGGAGAGGGAGACCCAGAUCAGUGUGAGGAACCAGCACAUCGAUGCCAGGAACCUGGAGAUACUGCGGGAACGAUACAACCAGAGCAGGGGUCUCCACACAAGGUUGAGAGUUUAUGGCUGUGACCUCCUGUCCGAUGGGAGUGUCCGUGGAUCCUACCAGAAUGGCUACGACGGACGGGAUUUCAUCUCCUUUGACCUGGGAUCCGGGAGAUUCGUGCCAGCCGACAGCGCUGCUGAGAUCACCAGGAGGCGCUGGGAACAGGAAGGGACCGAGGCUGAGAGGUGGACAAAUUACCUGAACCACAUCUGCCCUGAAUGGCUCCGGAAAUACGUUGGCUACGGGCAGAAGGAGCUGGAGCGCAAAGUGCCCCCUGAUGUCCACGUGUCCGGAAGAGAGGAACACAGGACGCUGAUCCUGUCCUGCCACGCGUACGGAUUCUACCCCAACACCAUCGCAGUCAGCUGGAUGAAGGGGGGUGAAACCUUGGAUCAGGAGACGGAGUGGGGCGGGAUCGUUCCCAACAGCGACGGCACCUUCCACACCUGGGCCAGGAUCGAGGCGCUGCCGGAGGAGCGGGAGCAGUACCGGUGCAGGGUGGAGCAUCCCGGAAUGCCAGAGCCCGGGAUCUUCGCUUGGGAGCCGACAUCUGGCGGGAAUCUCACCGUGGUGGUCGCUGUGUCUGUCAUCGCUGCCAUCCUCAUCCUCAUCUUCAUUGGAUUCAUUGUCUGGAAGCUCCAAUCCGGGAGGAGGGACAGGAAUGGAUACAACCCAGCAGCCGGAAAAGAUGUGGGAACCAAUGGCUUGAGCACAGGAAUCACUGCCUGAGCGAUCCAUGGAGCUGGAUCCAGCCUCCUCCCUCUUCCUGGGAAAGCUGAGAGCUGCCAGCAGAGCUCAUCCCACUGCUCCCACCCACCCCACAGCUCUUGCUAACAGAUCCAUUUCCCAUUUUCCAAUGUUUUAAAGGCAAGAACCACAAAUAUUCACAAUGCUUCACUUCUGGUGUGAAAUUAUCCUGCUUUGGGCAAUAAAUCCUGCUUGGGGCAAUAAAUCCAGGUUCCCACCUCCA